This is a messenger RNA of Cylicocyclus nassatus, 1448 nucleotides long. NCBI's taxonomy places the organism in Eukaryota, Metazoa, Nematoda, Chromadorea, Rhabditida, Strongylidae. The record is from the annotation of a GenBank genome assembly.
GAGAUGAUUCAUAUGAAAUGAAAGGUGAAGAGAAGGGCACACCCCCGUUUGUGACAACAAUCUUCUCUUGAUCGCUGUCGCCUUAUUAGGAUGUUUGGAUCUCUCCAACGGAGCUUGGACCGCUCUGACGGAACUUACUGUUCCUGCAAAAUCUUCCAAAUCUGCACAGAUGCUAUUCAACGCUAUCAUGCGUCAGAAACGAGGCGUUCACGCGACGAAAGCUGGGCCUCGCGGCUGCAGAGGUGGACGGUGCGCAAACCCAUCACUCGGAGUCGGAGGUUACGGAGCAGGUGGCAUGAAUGGAGGUGGAGGAUACGGGAAAGGUGGCGGAGGACUGGGAAAUGGAGGUGGAGGGUACGGGAGAGGUGGCGGUGGCUACGGAGGUGGAGGUGGAGGGUAUGGCGUAAACGGUGGUGCAAUUGGCGUCGGCGUUGGCGGAAAUGGAGGUUACAGAGGUGGAGGCAAUGGAGGGGGAGGUGGAUGCGGUUGCGCACCAAUGACAACUGCUUGCCCUCCAGGACCGCCUGGACCACCGGGGCUUCCUGGAUUGCGCGGUCUGGAUGGGAAGCCUGGAAAGCCUGGCAAACCCGGUCUAGCCGGCAUGGGCGGAAAUGGCUACGGCGGUGGUGGCGGCGGUUGCGCAGUAUGCCCGCCAGGACCUCCCGGACCACCGGGAGAGGAUGGUCCUCCGGGACCUCCGGGGCCACCCGGAAUGCCCGGUAUGGGAGGCGGGAACGGAGGAAUGGGACCACCAGGUCCGCCAGGACCACCUGGAGACCCCGGUCCACCCGGCCCUCCAGGGCCACCCGGACGAGAUGGACCACCCGGAGGGGGCGGAGCUGGAGGCGGUAUUCCAGUACCAGGACCUCCAGGCCCUCCAGGUCCACCGGGACCUAUGGGUCCUCCAGGACCGGAUGGUCAGGCUGGAGUGGGAGCUGCCGGGCCACCAGGACCUAUGGGUCCGCCCGGUCCGAUGGGACCGCCAGGACCCGACGGACCACCAGGACCCCCAGGAGAGCCGGGGGCUCAUGGUGGAGAUGCUGCCUACUGCCCUUGUCCUCCCCGCAACAGUCGUUUCCGAGGGGUCUCGAAGAGCAAGAAACUCGUCUCCAAAGCAGCUAGAACAAUGUCUGCGAUAGUGCGCAGAGUGACCAGAAUCUGAUCAAUCCGGAGCUGAGAUAGUUCAAUCUUCAUCUUGAUUGAGAAAACAAACAAACACACCACCAGCAUUUAUUCAAAUAUAAUAAAAAGCAAUACUAAUGUUUAAACUGUCUACAUUGAAGAGAAUGUAGUGAGACUCGGCGACAAUAACUUGAACAAGCCUCACUCAGCCAAUAAUUACGAUUGCUGUCUGUUCGAAAAUGACUCUGAAAAUGGCGUUUUUUCAGCAAAUCUGUUAUUCCACACUUUUUCAGACUUACAUUUUGAGACAUAAUAUUAAUUUGCGC